Messenger RNA from Arxiozyma heterogenica, 4110 nucleotides. RefSeq names its product Msb1p (gene MSB1). The coding region runs from base 1 to 4110 and encodes 1369 amino acids. Lineage: Eukaryota; Fungi; Ascomycota; Saccharomycetes; Saccharomycetales; Saccharomycetaceae. Gene Ontology annotation, cellular component: cellular bud tip; cellular bud neck. The transcript has a single exon. The record is from RefSeq and is a predicted model, not a curated record.
AUGAAUACAACUUCCAAACCUUUACCAUCUACACCUAGUGAAGGAAAAAUUUCCCAAAAUAUUCAUUAUGAUAUACCCUCAAAUGAAGAGUAUCGCCCUAGUGGCAUAAAAGAGAUGAAACAAAAUAAUUACAGUGGAGAGAUAAAGAGUAUAUCUCCAAAGAAAAGAAAUAUGACAAACAAAGAAAGUCCUAAUAAUAAUACUCAUAAUAUUAGUGAUACGGAUGAAGAAUUCGAAUUCUUCCAUGAAUUUAAACGUGAAAAAGUAAAAGAUGUUAUUCAUCAUAUCACAUCUUUUUUGAAACAAAAUGCAAUAGAUAUAGAAUAUUUAAUGAUCCCCUUUAGACCGGAACAAAGCAAUGAAAAACUACUGAAGUUUUUGAAUGCCAUCUUCCCGCUAGGCAAUGGACAACCUGUUAAUGAAAAAUCACAAAUGAAGAUUAUCAACAAAACAGAUGUGUGGACUCUAUUUCAAAGUUUGAAAUAUAUAUGGUGCAGAUUACCAAAUUCUGAAAUUGUUGGGUGGAAAGCAUACCUCAAGUUCAAAUAUAAAGAAAUAGAGAAAAAUUAUCCCCAAAAAGCAUUCUUGGAAAUUAUGCCUCAAUGUUUGGAUUCACCCAAUCAUGCCUCAAUCGUUUAUGAUUUUUUUGAUUUAAUUGUAACAUUAUCCUCGAAUUCUAGGGUAAAUAAGAUGAGUGCAAGAAAAGUAGCAAAAAUGUGUGCUCUAUGGGCUUUUAAAAAAUCUAAUAUAAAUACAAUAAAUGAUCGUGAUACUGACGACUACCGAGAUGAUACUGAAUUUAUGGAUAUAAAUAAUAAGAAUUCAAGAGAGGGUCCAAGUUAUGAUUUUGAUGCAAACAAUCCGAGAUUUGGCAAAAUCAACAAUUCUUUUCAAGAUGGUCUUAAUGAAUGGAUCCCUGCAUCAGACGCUAUGUUCCAUUUACUGUUAUCCUUUUUGAAGAGUUUUGUACCGAGAGACUUAGAAAGUUCUAAAUUGCCUAAAUCUUUAAAAAGUAUUUUAUUUAACAAUGAAUACCCACCAAAGGGAUCCACUGCAUACACAUCACAAACUAUUUUAACAAUUCCAUUAGUGACAUUAUACACAGAUAAAUUUUCAAGAAAACCGUGGCAAUUACUAGAGAGAUGUAAUGAUCUAUUAGAUUUUUCAAAUCAUGAUGCAUUUGAGGCUAGAGAAGAUUAUGCCUUACUGAAAUCGUUAUUUAAGAAAAAGAAUAAUGUUGAAGGUAUUAGUCGAAAAAUGUCUCAGGAGUCAAGGCGAUUGAUGAAGAUUAUGUCUACAAAACAUUCUACAUUUCAAGCAGGUUGGGCUCCCCGUAGAUGUGUAAAUAAUAUUUAUGAAUUGAAGGAAAAUAUCCAAAUUCAAAGGGUUGAUAUUGAUGAUUAUUUUAUCUGGACCUGGCUAUCAUCUUUAUCAUACGAGGAAACAUCUGAAAAGAAAAAAAUCUUUGGUAGAUCGUUAAUUCUAGAAUUUGAAUUUGAUGGAUUCAAAAAAUGGGUUGCUUUUGAAGAAUGUGAUAUAACAUUACAUUAUAAAAGUACUAGUCAAUUUAAAAAGAAUCGAAUUAAAAAGAAAAAUGAUAAUAACGAUCGGGAGUCCAUAAAUUCCAAUAAAGAUAGACCUUUACCAACAAAGCAAAAUAGUACACCUGUAUACGAAAAAUUCCAACAGGAGGUCCCUAAUCAGAGUAUUUCCAAAGUUAAUCACUCUGUUUUAAAUAGUCCAUCAUUAACACCACAGGGCCAAUAUCAUACAAUAAUUGAUAGACCUUCAUCACACAAAAACCAUAAACCCAAUCUUCAUGUCUUAGAAGAGAAAAUUUCGAAGUGGAAUCCUCUAAAUAACUUAAGAAAGAAAAGUAAUAGUAUAGCAAACGAAAAGAAUGAGAGUACAUCUUCUCCGGAAAUGAGAAAAGAAUUUGCAUCCUCUUCAAUCUAUGAUUCAUCCCAAUCAAAAACCACAAACACUAAAGUAAACGUAAAUACGGAACAAAAUUCCAAUAAUAUGGAGACCAAAUCAAAAGCAAGAGUUAUUUCUCAAUACAGUUUGUUAGAUCCCCAAAAAUAUCAACUCCCUGAGAUUGAGAAAGAUGAAGAAGGAUUUCAUAUUGAUUUAUCUAAUAUUUCUAAUAGCUUAUCAGAACUUCCGCCUAUUGAAAAUGAACCUGAGAGCAAUAUGUUUUCUCCAUCUCAGAAAUUUACAGAGGACCCAGAUAACUUAGAUUCUAAGACUCAAAAAAUACAACACAAUAUCCAACCAGACUUGAAAGUUGAAGAAAGAUAUCACGUAAAUAACAUUCCAACAAGAGAAAAUAGGAUUCCUUCAACAUUGCAUAAAUCAUCAGAACAUGCAUACGCGAACCAAACUCCUAUAGUAAGUUAUACCAAAAUUUCAAGUGAACGUAAGGAAAGACAUUCUGCAGCAGAAACCUUAGAAGAAUUAAGCGAUAUGGUAGACGGUAUGAUGUCACAAGAUGAAGUGACUAAAGUACAAGCUGCAAAGACAUUUGAAGAGAUGACAAAAUUUGAUAAAUAUAAACCAAAAGACUUUGACGCUGAAAGUUCUAUAUCUAGUGCAGUACCUUCUCUAAAACUAACUACUACUAUAGAUGGAAAUCAAAAAGCUUCAGAGAGUUUCAAGAACAAUAUGAAAAAUACUAAUUAUAGACAACGAAUAAAUUUUAAUGCACAUUCAGAAAGAACAGAAAAGCAAGAUUUUACUAAUCAACAAUAUAAUACUGAAAACAUAGCUACAUACAACAAGAAAGAUAAGAUUAUACCACAAUCUAGUAAUACAUCUGUGGACAAAUCUGAUCCUCAACACGAUCAAUUUAGUAUUAUCCCUAGAGAUAAUCAGUACGCUCCAAAACAACAAGGAAAUAUAUCCCCAACUCAUGAUUUAGGAACUUAUACUCUUAGGAACUCUCUUGAACGGAGUAGCAUGCAACAACAAACUCAAGAACAACUAAGCGUUAAUGAAUCCCCUCUGAAUGUACAACAAAAUUACCAAAAUCCAACAUACCAAAGUGUACCACAAGUUCGCCAAAAUAAACCAUAUAUUGUUGCAAACCAAACAUUACCAAUACACUCACCACUAUACAAUCAGAAUACUGCCACUAAUAAUAAUGCACCUAACUCCUUAUCACAGGACCAGAUUUAUCAACAACAGUGGAUCAAUAGUGGUAGCAGACCAAAUUCGACAUCUCCUGUCAGGGUUAAACUUCAAUCUCAACCCCAAGUUUCAGUACAACCUCAAGUAUCACCGCAACCAUACAAUAUACAAUCUACUCCAGCUGCAGGUUUUAACAACAAGCAAUAUCAAGAACUUAACGGUAAUUAUGCAAACGUAUCUAAUAAAAUGCAUACAACCCCUAGAACUGAUGACAGCAAUAACUCUAGAAAUGGCGAUAUUAAUAACAAUUACGAUUCUACAGAAUCUCAAAGUAAUAGAUAUCAGCAAGAUCCUUCUAAACACAUGCCUGACUAUAGACCAUCAGUACAACAGCCAACAUUCACACAAGAUAAUAUGAAUAAGACCCAAACACCACCAAUAAACAACCACAACUACAGUUUACCACCAACUAUGAUGAAUAAAACGCCAAUUAGAGGACACUCCCCCAACUUCAAUGGACCAUCACCAAGUCCAAACAUGCAACAAGGUUUCGUUGACAGCAGAGAAAGAAUGCAAAUAUCACCUAUCCCCAAACAAUCAUAUCCACAAACACAACAAUAUGCAAUACCGGUCCCCGUAAAUAAUGGAAUGAAACCUAAUAUGUAUAUCCCACCACAACAACAAUCACCUUAUCAUCACCCUAACUAUUUGCCAGUCCAGAAUGUGAAUAUGUCUAUGAAUCCAAAUAGAUCGCCUCAAUUAGAUGGAUAUGCAAAUCAUUUUCAUCCUACGUAUGGUAAUAACUAUGGAAAUAGCAACAUUAAUGGUGCCAGCAGUCAUGGAACGGUGAUACCAUCUGAUAUACCUGCUGCAACGACACACAAUACGAUGGGGAUAAGAUUACAUGGAAAUAAUAUUAAUAAGAAACAAGAAAGAAAACAAUUAUAUAACAAUAUUCGUAGUGGUAAUUUUGGUAUAUGA